AUGCUGGAGCGAAUGUCCCGUCGCUCUCGCUCCCUGCUCUCCCUGACCUUGACCUCUCUGGCUCUGGCACUCUCCAUCCUGGCCCUCUGCACCUCUUACUGGUGUGAGGGCACCCACAAGGUGGUGAAGCCCCUCUGCCUGUCGCCCGUCAAAAUGAAGAACUGUGGUCAGAACAACAGCGAGCCUUACACCACAGAGAGUCCCACUCAGAACCCGUACAACCGCACCCUGUCUCCGGCCCGGAGGGACGAGCUGGCCCGGAUCAGACAGCGGCAGAUGGCUAACGCAGUUCAGUACAUAUGGGAGACAGGAGAAGACAAGUUUGCUUUCAGAUACUUCCACACUGGUUUCUGGGAGAGCUGCGAGACACACAACGAUGGGGAGAAAUGUCGAAGCUUUAUAGAUUUAACGCCUGGGGAAACACAAGGUGUGCUCUGGCUGUCAGUUAUUUCAGAGUUUACGUACAUCGGUCUGCUGGGGAUGGGCUUCUUACUGAUGUGGCUGGAAGUCUUGUGUUCCCAUAAAGAGAUGCACUCGCUAAAGAUCAAUGCCUAUGCAGCUAUCUGUACUGUGUUAUCAGGUCUUCUUGGGAUGGUGGCCCACAUGAUGUUCACCACCGUGUUCCAGAUGACAGUCAUCGUUGGCCCCAAAGACUGGAGGCCUCAGUCCUGGGACUAUGGCUGGUCUUUCGCUCUUGCCUGGGUGUCCUUCAGUUGCUGUAUGGGGGCCGCGGUGGUCACACUCAACUCUUACACGAAGACCAUCAUCGAGCUCCGCCGCAGACAGAGGCUCCGAUUGGAGGAAGCGAGAGCCGCCACUCAUGCUCCUUCCUACGACGAGGUCGUUCCCGGGGGCGGGCUGUACUCUGUCAGCGGCCUAUUGCAGUGUCCGGACGGCAUGAUUGACGUGGCGUGGGCCCCGAAUGGCAGCGUGGUGGGAAUGGGAAAUGGAGACGUACCAACACUGGUUUUAGUAGGAGGCUGCGGGCCAGAAGGGUGUGAAGACUGUGAGAGAGAGAUGGAUGAUGCUAUGGACCGAGUGGAUUCCCCUUGUUAGUGGAACUUUGAUUUCCAUCAAUUUAUAAGAGCCGAAAAACAAAAAAAAGGAAAGAGACUUUCA
Molecule: messenger RNA, 1119 nt
Organism: Notothenia coriiceps (black rockcod)
Lineage: Eukaryota; Metazoa; Chordata; Actinopteri; Perciformes; Nototheniidae
Product: germ cell-specific gene 1-like protein
Exons: 6
Coding region: 1-1056 (351 amino acids)
Cellular component (GO): plasma membrane
Source: RefSeq, a predicted model, not a curated record